CCAUCCUUUUAUUUCUUGUCGCAACUCGAGUAUUCCAUCAAGAUGGAUUCUCUCACAACCCACCCUUCCAACGCGCAGCAGGCUCGUGCCUUUACUGCUACCUCGUCGCUGUCCUUCCCUGGUGGCGCUGGGGAUCUGACCCCUCCCAACUCCGAGAAGGAGGCCAUAGCACAGGGUGCACAGGGCGGAAACAGUAUGAAUGGCCAGCAGGCCGGAAAUGCCAUGCAUGGCACCGGGGUGACUCCCGCUUCUCCUGCAACCCCCGCCGCGACCCCUAGCGCGACCACCGGAAGCAGUGGCAUUGUCCCUACCUUGCAGAACAUCGUUGCUACUGUCAACCUUGACUGUCGCCUUGAUCUCAAGACCAUCGCGCUGCACGCACGCAACGCCGAGUACAACCCAAAGCGUUUUGCUGCCGUGAUCAUGCGUAUCCGUGAACCCAAGACUACCGCUCUCAUCUUCGCCUCUGGAAAGAUGGUCGUUACUGGUGCUAAGUCCGAGGAUGAUUCGAAGCUGGCUUCGCGCAAGUAUGCGCGUAUUAUCCAGAAGCUUGGUUUCAACGCCAAGUUUACCGAUUUCAAGAUCCAGAACAUUGUCGGCUCUUGCGACAUCAAGUUCCCCAUCCGUCUGGAGGGGUUAGCCUCUCGUCACCACAAUUUCAGUUCCUAUGAGCCUGAGUUGUUCCCUGGUUUGAUCUACCGCAUGAUGAAGCCCAAGAUCGUUCUCUUGAUCUUCGUCAGUGGCAAGAUUGUCCUGACUGGUGCUAAAGUCCGCGAGGAGAUCUACCAGGCAUUCGAGCUGAUUUACCCUGUGCUUUCUGAUUUCCGCAAGGUCUAAGAAAGCUCCAAGGAGAUCACUAUGCAUUUCAAACCUGUAUUAACAUUGCUUUUCCCUUUUACGAGGACAGUCCGCUUUGGUCUGCACCUCCCUUUCCCUUCGGUUCUUUACGACUCUUUUCAUGCAAGCAUAGUUGGGCGUUUUUAGCGAUUCGGAUGAUCCCCGGUUUUCCUCACACUUUCGCGUUCUUCCACACAAUUAGAUUGCUGCACACCGCAGUGAGGCGGUUGUGCGCCGGUCGAUGGCUGCCUCGAUUUAAUCAUUUAUCGUUCUAUGGUUUCAUCUGUGGAGGAUUGCUUUUAUU
Penicillium hordei is the source of this 1141-nucleotide messenger RNA. Its product is annotated as TBP family protein. The transcript has 4 exons. Gene Ontology annotation, biological process: DNA-templated transcription initiation. NCBI's taxonomy places the organism in Eukaryota, Fungi, Ascomycota, Eurotiomycetes, Eurotiales, Aspergillaceae. Gene Ontology annotation, molecular function: DNA binding; RNA polymerase II general transcription initiation factor activity. The annotation marks the transcript as partial. The record is from RefSeq and is a predicted model, not a curated record.